This is a messenger RNA of Neohortaea acidophila, 1302 nucleotides long. Its product is annotated as WD40-repeat-containing domain protein. Lineage: Eukaryota; Fungi; Ascomycota; Dothideomycetes; Mycosphaerellales; Teratosphaeriaceae. The record is from RefSeq and is a predicted model, not a curated record. The coding region runs from base 1 to 1302 and encodes 433 amino acids. Gene Ontology annotation, molecular function: protein binding. The transcript has a single exon.
AUGUUCGACACCCUCUGCUCCUUCCCGUUGGAAGCGGACCUCUUCGCCCAGGCAGUCCAUCCCACACGGCCAUUGGUCGCUGUCGGGCUGUCGAGCGGCCAUGUCUCCACGCUGACCCUUCCCCCCGCCGACGACGAAGAAGGCACGCACAAGAGGCGCCGGGGCAGCAAUGGCACCGAUAUCGUUGAUACGGCAUGGCGCACCAAGCGACACAAGGGGUCGUGUCGCUGUCUGGCCUACAGUCUAGACGGCAACACCCUCUACUCCGCCGGCACGGAUGGCAUUGUUAAAGCCGCCGACAGCGAGAGUGGGAAAGUGACGGGCAAGGUGGCCAUUCCCGCCGACCCCUCCCACCCCAACGCGACCAUUGAUGCGCCAACGGUGGUGCACGCCCUGAGUCCCCAGACGCUCCUGCUCGCCACGGACUCGGGAGCGCUACACCUCUACGAUCUGCGCGAUCCUGCCCCCUCACUGGCCACCGCGACAGCAGGAUCCAAGACGGCGUUUGUGAAUGUGCGGCCGGCGCAGACGCACCAUCCCCACGCCGACUUCAUCUCCUCCCUCACCCCCUUGCCCGCCUCAUCCGCCUCCACUUCCGGCUACAGCAAGCAGUGGAUCACCACCGGUGGCACCACGCUCGCCUUGACCGACUUGCGCCGAGGCGUCUUGGUCAAGAGUGAGGACCAGGAGGAGCUCCUUCUCUCCUCCCUCUACGUCUCCGGCCUGUCCGCCAAGAAGAGCUCGACGAGCAGCGGCGAGAAGGCGUUGGUGGGCGGCGGCGACGGCGUCAUCACUUUGUGGGAAAAGGGCCAAUGGGACGACCAGGAUGAGCGCAUCACCGUGUCACCGGAGAAGGAAACACUCGAUGCGCUGCAGCUCGUCCCAGAGGGGAUGGGUGGGUUUGGAAAGCAUGUCGCCGUCGGACUGGGCGAUGGCAAGAUCCGCUUCGUGCGGCUCGGGCACAAUCGCGUGGUGGCGGAACUCCUGCAUGAUGAAGUGGAGGGCGUGGUUGCGCUCGACUUUGACGUCGGACGGAGAAUGAUCUCAGGCGGCGGGCAGAUCGUCAAAGUAUGGGAGGAGAAUCGAGAGGGCGACGAUGAAGAAGAGCAAGAUGCGGAUGGUGUGGGCUCGGCGAAGAGAGCGGCUCGAGACAGUGAUGACAGUGAUGACGACGGUGGGGAGCAAGACAGCAGUGAGGAGGAGGAGGAGGAGGAGGAGAAGCCGGCGAAGAGGAAGAAAAAGAAGAGGAAGGGCAAAGGUGGUCCGCAAGAGAGCCUCUUCAAUUUCGCAGGCUUGGACUAG